AUGGUCAGCAAUUUUGAAACGGAAUGCCUGAGCAAAAUAUUACGUGACAACGGGGUUGACAUAGUCCUCCUUCAGGAAACACACACCGCUGAUAAUACCCAACUCGCUAAACGAGGCAGGAUGAUCUGGCAGCUGUUAUUAGUGGCGAUGGCGCUGGGCGCGGCGUACUACCGGUGGUCGCGCAGGCGGCUAUACAAGCUGGCGGCUGAGAUACCGAGCUUACCUGACAGCUACCCCGUCAUCGGACACGCCCACAUCUUCGCUGGCAGCAACGAAGAUAUUAUGCAAGCAUUACAAAACCUGGGCCGAAUAGCAAAUGAACACGAUGGCCUUACAAGUUUGUGGGUGGCCAAUAGGCUGUUAGUUAGUAUGACAGACCCCAAGGCUAUCGAGGUGGUGUCCAAAGCGUGCCUGGACAAAGAUGAAUUCCUAAUAAAGUAUAUUCGAACCGCAAUUGGCAACGGAUCCAUAUUUGCCCCAGUAAACAUUUGGCACCCUCGUCGCAAAAUCAACGCUGCUUUCUUCAACCGGAAGAACCUGAAUCAGCUGGUGCCGGUGUUCGACGCGAAGAGUUCCAUCAUGGCCGACCUGCUGCGGGCCGAAGCGGGGGGCGGAGACUUCCCCAUCUGGAGAUACGUCACAACUUUCACGUUCGAUACAAUUUGCGAGACUGCCUUGAACACGCCAAUUAAUACGCAAAAAAACCCGGACCACUACUACCUUCUGCAUGCGAUAGAUGAAUGCACGCAGGUGCUGGCCAAGCGCGUAAUGCAGCCGUGGCUGCACCCCGACUUCGUCUACAAAAGCCUGCCGGUCUACAGGCAGUAUCAACACCAUUUGAAACGCACACAUACAUUUAUAGAGGAGCGAUUGUAUGAGAAUUGUAAGGGGAAAAUUCAAGGGGCUGGUGGUGGAAACGGCACCACUUUUCAGCCCGGCAACAUCGAGAUCCUUGAAGCUUGGGAGCACCGCUACAAGGAUCAGAAGUCAAACUAA
Molecule: messenger RNA, 996 nt
Organism: Cydia amplana
Lineage: Eukaryota; Metazoa; Arthropoda; Insecta; Lepidoptera; Tortricidae
Product: cytochrome P450 4C1-like
Exons: 7
Coding region: 1-996 (331 amino acids)
Molecular function (GO): oxidoreductase activity, acting on paired donors, with incorporation or reduction of molecular oxygen; iron ion binding; heme binding
Source: RefSeq, a predicted model, not a curated record